Molecule: messenger RNA, 715 nt
Organism: Solanum stenotomum
Lineage: Eukaryota; Viridiplantae; Streptophyta; Magnoliopsida; Solanales; Solanaceae
Product: small ubiquitin-related modifier 1
Exons: 3
Coding region: 43-333 (96 amino acids)
Biological process (GO): protein sumoylation
Cellular component (GO): nucleus
Molecular function (GO): ubiquitin-like protein ligase binding; protein tag activity
Source: RefSeq, a predicted model, not a curated record
UCUUCUCUUUUUUCUUCUUUUGGUUUUAGGCGUAAGAAAAAAAUGUCUCAAACAGCGGAGGAAGACAAGAAGCCCGGCGGCGAUCAAAUUCACAUCAAUCUCAAAGUCAAAAGUCAGGAUGGGAAUGAAGUCUUCUUUAGGAUCAAAAGAAGCACCCAGCUAAAGAAACUCAUGAAUGCAUACUGUGACCGGCAGUCUGUGGAUUUUAAUUCAAUUGCAUUCUUGUUUGAUGGUCGUCGUCUUCGAGGAGAGCAGACUCCAGAUGAGCUGGAGAUGGAGGAUGGCGAUGAAAUUGAUGCAAUGUUGCAUCAAACUGGAGGCUCAACUGUUUGAGGCAUCUCAUCUCUUUUGUUUACGGACAUAGACUGUGUUUCUAGGUGGUAGACUAUAAUGAAUGUAGCUUGUGCUACUUUAGGUACUGUAGAAGCAUAAAUAAGCUUUGUGGUUUUGCCUAUGCUUGUAUGAACUUAGCUACGUAUUGCUUAAUGCUUACUGUUGCAAGAAGAUCUCCAGUGGCUUCUUGUCGUGAAACUGAAGUGUUGCUUGUUGUACCUAUAACCUAUCUGAGAUUACUGUGCAUCUCAUGCUUUGAUUAAUGUGUGAAUUUCCAUCUUAGAUAUUAGACGCCACGAGAAACUAGAAUCUUGUUCGAUUUGUGUAACACUUGUUAUUCCAUUUCCAAUUAAGAUCAAUCCAUCUACUUUAAGAUUCGUAA